Molecule: messenger RNA, 1338 nt
Organism: Mobula hypostoma (lesser devil ray)
Lineage: Eukaryota; Metazoa; Chordata; Chondrichthyes; Myliobatiformes; Myliobatidae
Gene: ca6
Product: carbonic anhydrase VI
Exons: 8
Coding region: 16-1338 (440 amino acids)
Biological process (GO): one-carbon metabolic process
Molecular function (GO): zinc ion binding; carbonate dehydratase activity
Source: RefSeq, a predicted model, not a curated record
GGACCCCACCAAGGAAUGUUCCUGAUGUUAAAUAAUGGUCAUUCAGUUGCGAUAAACCUGCCUCCCUCUAUGUCCAUCAACAAAGGGCUGGAGGGUCGCUACACAGCUGUUCAGAUGCACUUUCACUGGGGUGGACUCGACCUGGAGAGUAGCGGCUCCGAGCACACAAUUGAUGGCAUACGAUAUGUGGCAGAGUUGCACAUUGUUCAUUACAAUUCAGACAAAUACAGCAGUUUCUCUGAAGCUUCUACCAAACCAGAUGGACUGGCCGUGCUUGCAUUUUUCUAUGAGGAUGGACAUUUGGAAAACACAUACUACAGUGACUUUAUCUCCAGCUUGAGUAAAAUCCGUUAUUCAGGCCAGUUUACAGAAAUGCAACCAUUUGACAUCAGCACAAUGCUACCCGAUAACCUCUCCAACUUCUACAGAUACAAAGGGUCUCUGACAACCCCACCUUGUUUUGAGUCUAUAAUCUGGACAAUCUUUGACACGCCGAUUGUGCUCUCCUCUAAUCAGAUCCGAUUAUUAGAAAACUCUGUGAUGGACUGGGAGAACAAAACCCUGCGGAACGAUUAUCGGCACGCACAGCCAAUCAACGACAGAAUUGUGGAAGCUUCAUUUCAACCUUUCCAGGAGAAAGGUUCUUGCCACCUUGAUACUCUUCAAAGGAAGUUGGAUAGAAUUGAAGGAAUUUUGAAUAAAUUGCAAAUUUCGGAAUCAGGCAGUGAGUUGUCUUCGUAUCCUGCUUUUCACUUCUCCAAGGAAAGCCUUGCGAGUUAUGUGGAAAUUCAAACCCUUCGCAGCAUGAACCUUACUUCAUUUACAAUGUGCUUGUGGAUCAGAACGAGGGAUUCCCUGCCGCGGAUCCUCCUAUCAUACGCAACAAGGGAGAGCGACAACGAACUCGUUCUUUCUGUGGGUCUCGACUGGGGGCUGUGGAUUGGAGGCCAGUUUGUGAACGUGCCUUUGAACUUCCAGACAAAUGAGUGGGUGCACUACUGCGCAACGUGGACUUCUCAGACGGGAGCGGUGGAAAUGUGGAACAACGGGCUAGCAGCCCGGGCCAGACACGUGAAGAAAGGAUACAUUAUUAAAGCAGGCGGAUCCCUGAUCAUGGGGAGAGACCAGGAUGGCAUUGAGGGCAUGUACUCUGAUGCUUUUGUGGGAGAGGUAACCGCUCUCAACAUGUGGGACCAUGUCCUCAGUCCUUCGGAGACUCGACGUCUCAUGGAAUGCAGGUACAGAUGGAAGAAGGGUAAUGUGGUGGGUUGGGGGGUGAGCUCUGUGGCACUGUUUGGUGGCGUGGGGCUUGCGGGGGACACUGUUUGCUUUGGAUAA